Messenger RNA from Lathyrus oleraceus (garden pea), 366 nucleotides. Its product is annotated as U11/U12 small nuclear ribonucleoprotein 31 kDa protein-like. Gene Ontology annotation, biological process: mRNA splicing, via spliceosome. Gene Ontology annotation, molecular function: RNA binding. Lineage: Eukaryota; Viridiplantae; Streptophyta; Magnoliopsida; Fabales; Fabaceae. The record is from RefSeq and is a predicted model, not a curated record. Gene Ontology annotation, cellular component: U12-type spliceosomal complex. The transcript has a single exon. Bases 1 to 366 code for a protein of 121 amino acids.
AUGUCAAGCAAGAAGAAACACAAACGAAAACACAGCGACAUCGAUGAAGACGAUGACGUUUUCUACUACCGCUACUGCGCUUCGUCCUCAACCCCCAACACCACCACCGGCACCACAUCCAGUAAUCAACCCCAAUCAAAAUCGAACAACAAAGGAUCAUCAAUAGGAGGAACAGGUGAACCCUUAGCACCAUCAAAAUCGACGCUAUACGUUUCUAAUCUAGAUUACUCCCUAACAAACUCUGAUCUCCAUACGCUCUUCUCUACUUUCGGCCGCAUCGCGCGUGUAACUGUUCUCAAAGACCGUCACACGCGCCUAAGCCGCGGUGUCGCGUUUGUCCAGUUCGUUUCUCGUAAUGACGCCUAA